Molecule: messenger RNA, 1354 nt
Organism: Pyrus x bretschneideri (Chinese white pear)
Lineage: Eukaryota; Viridiplantae; Streptophyta; Magnoliopsida; Rosales; Rosaceae
Product: putative disease resistance protein At3g14460
Exons: 2
Coding region: 166-975 (269 amino acids)
Source: RefSeq, a predicted model, not a curated record
UAUCCAAAAUCCUAAAAGUCUCUUAUUCUUCCAAACCUGAAAGGGCACUCCUUUGAAGAUAAAAAAGAAAAGAAAAACAGAGAGAGAGAGAGAGAGAGAGAGUGAAAUAGCAGGAGCUUGGAUUGGAGAGGCUUUUCUCACCAUUUCUGUUGUCGUUCCCUAGAGAUGGCCUACCCAGUACCCACUAAGUUGAAAUUACUUGAAAUAACAAAUUGCAGGAAAUUAGAAUUUCUAGCCCAUGAGAUGAUACCGAAAUUUGCCGAGCUUGAAACUCUAAAUAUAUCUUGUAGCUGUGAUUCACUAAGGUCCUUCCCGUUGGGCCUUUUUCCCGAACUGAGGGAUCUUUCAAUCCGGAGCUGUGUGAAUCUUGAAUCUCUUUCCUUUGAAGCAGUUGAUGGAAAAAUCAGCCAUCUCAAAUCCCUUUCAGUCUUCGGAUGCAAAAAUUUGAGGUCAUUUCCCAUACAACUCCACGCCUUCAUUGAGCUUCGGGAAUUAAGAAUAUCCGCUCUUCCAAACCUUGAGUCAGUUGCAGAAGGGGGUUUGCCUCUCAAUUUAAAAGUGUUUGAAGUCUGUUAUUGUGAUAAACUCAAGCAUUCAGAAAAGUGGAAAUUGGAACAAAGCUUUCUUCGACAGUUUUCAAUUGGUGGGAGGGGAAGCGAGGAUCUCUUCGGGACGUUGCUGGAGGAGAAGCGGCUCCCUACUACUCUUAACAAUCUCUACAUCUAUGGAUUACCUAGUCUUAAAUCUUUAGACGGGAAAGGACUUCAGCACCUUACUUCUCUAAAGAGGCUACAAAUUCAUUGUUGUGAUAAUCUCGAAUUCCUUCCAAAAGAGGGGUUGCCAAUAUCUCUUUCUUUUCUAAGCAUCGAACGGUGUUCUUCCCUGAAGAAAAGGUAUCAGAAUAAAAGAGGGGACGACUGGUCCAAGAUAGCUGGCAUUCCUUGCAUACAGAUUGAUGGGAAAGUGAUGAAAUGAGCUUCUGGAGUCCGUUUCGGUUCUCAUUUCUGCAAAUCAAAGUCAGAGAACCGUGAAACUGUGCAAAGUUAGUGGUCCUUAAAUGGUGGUCAGGGAUGAGUAUGAUUCUGCGGCCUGCAUGGGAAGAGUAAACUCGGUCCUUCGAUGUGAUUUUCCCUCAUACUGUUGCUAUUUUCUGGUUGGUGUUGGUGUAGACAUGUUUUCCUGCAAACCUAUCAGUUGAAGAUUGCACCCCGGCACGUCGGCAAGUUUAAUUUACAUUUUGUUUUCCAUUUUCAUCAUUAUUUAAAUCGCUUCGUUGAGCAUGUGAAUCCCACAUUAGGAAAUUAAACCUUGUAUAAUGGUUUAAAUGAUUUUGGACCUCUCCACUUAUUGCUAA